Dendrobium catenatum is the source of this 2350-nucleotide messenger RNA. RefSeq names its product MLO-like protein 14. The transcript is spliced from 15 exons. Gene Ontology annotation, biological process: defense response. Lineage: Eukaryota; Viridiplantae; Streptophyta; Magnoliopsida; Asparagales; Orchidaceae. Gene Ontology annotation, cellular component: membrane. The coding region runs from base 641 to 2350 and encodes 569 amino acids. The record is from RefSeq and is a predicted model, not a curated record.
CCAAUGAAUCCAAGGGCCUCUAUGUUGCUUUGUGGGAUUAAGCGGCUUUGAAUGCACUAUUUGCUUCCUUCUUGUGAGCCUAAAACCAGUUGAUUGAACGCAGAAAGCAAAACAAGAAGAAACUUCUUCCUUGCUGUCUUUCAGUCACUCUCUCGUUUACACGCGCGCACAGCUGGGAGUUUCAGAUAUCGCUUUUUUUUUUCUUUCCUUCCUGUUUUCUCCCGCCCAGCUGGUAGCUUUUCCGCUGGAGAACGAAGAACGCAAAGAAAGAGUCUUUUUCAUUGAAGUUUAACGCGGGAUCUGCCAAACGCACAGAAUCAAAUCAAAGGUCUCGUCUUUGCUACACUGAGCUUCAUUGCUUCGCAACUCGAGUACUGAAAAAUGUGAUCGAGAAGUUAUUUUUGAAACAGACAAUUUUCCAAAGCGGCUGCUUUGAGCUUCAUUUUCCCUUCUAGAUUCUUGAAUCCUCCUCCAAAAAAGAACCUUUUUUGUCUCUUUGAAGCUUGCAUUUGUACUAUGAGGUGAAAUUUAAAGUACAAAAGAAUUGAUUUGGGAAUGUGCGACCAUUAGAUAAAAUACAUCUGGGAAGAAAACGGAGAUUCUUGGAUUUUCUUAUCUUUUCUUCGGUUCUUAGGUUUUGAUGCUUGAAAUGUCAAGAGGAAGUCUGGAGAUGCGUUCACUUGCUCUGACCCCUACUUGGUCAGUUUCAACUGUGCUAACCAUUUUUGUAUUUGUCUCUCUGCUCGUGGAGCGUUCUAUCCAUCGGUUGAGCUCUUGGUUGAAGAAGACCCACAGAAAUCCACUAUUUGAAGCUUUGGAGAAAAUGAAAGAAGAAAUGAUGUUACUUGGAUUUAUAUCACUUUUGUUGGCAGCCACUUCAAGAACAGUUUCAAACAUUUGUAUCGAUUCAAUGUUCUAUAAUAGUAAAUUCUCCCCUUGUAAAAAAUCAGAGGUAGAAGACACUACAGAUUUCGAAACCGUAUCACCUCAUGUUGAUAGGAAGCUUAUGGAUUUAUCUCUUCAUCAUUUCCUAAGGAGAAUUUUGAGUGAUACUGAAAAGACAUGUCAAGAGGGCCAUGAGCCUUUUGUUUCAUAUGAAGGUCUGGAGCAACUCCACCGGUUUAUAUUUGUCAUGGCUAUAACCCAUGUAUCCUAUAGUUGCUUAACUAUGUUACUGGCCAUAGUGAAGAUUCAUACUUGGAGGCAUUGGGAAGAAGAGGCUCAUAAGGAUCCUUAUGAUUCAUAUGAUGAAAUCACAAGAGCACUAACAAUGAGGAGGCAGUUAUCAUUUGUGACGGCUCAUACUUCAAAACCUUGGAGCAGAAACAGCUUUGUCAUAUGGGUGACAUGUUUCUUUCGUCAAUUUGGACGGUCUGUGGUGCGGGCUGAUUACCUUACACUGCGCAGAGGUUUCAUUAUGAACCACAAUCUUACAGCAAGAUAUGAUUUCCAUAGCUAUAUGAUACGCUCAAUGGAGGAAGAAUUCAAGAUGAUUGUUGGUGUUAGUGUACCUUUAUGGGGAUUUGUAGUGGCUUUCAUGUUGUUUAAUGUAAAUGGUUCUAACCUUUACUUUUGGAUAGCUAUUAUACCUAUCACUCUUGUACUUAUAGUUGGUGCAAAGCUGCAGCAUGUAAUUGCCACUCUAGCACUGGAGAGUGCAGGCAUAACUGAAAAUUUAACCAGCUCUAGAUUAAAGCCUAGAGAUGCCCUUUUUUGGUUCAAAAAACCUGAACUUUUGUUAUCUCUGAUCCAUUUCAUUCUUUUCCAGAAUGCAUUUGAACUGGCUUCAUUUUUCUGGUUCUGGUGGCAGUUUGGGUAUGAUUCUUGCUUUCUCAGGAACCAUUGGUUGGUGUAUGCGCGUCUCAUAUUAGGGUUUGCUGGACAGUUCCUUUGUAGUUACAGUACAUUGCCUCUCUAUGCAUUAGUCACUCAGAUGGGAACAAACUACAAGGCUGCACUAAUACCACACAGGAUUAGAGAGACAAUGCAUGGUUGGGGCAAAGCCGCAAGGAGAAGGAGAAAGCACCGGCGAGGGAUAUCUGAAUCAACAAUACAUACAGAAACAAACACGAUUGACUCAAUUGAAGAAGAUGACCAAGACCUGUUCGAGGAAUCCACCGAAAACCAGUAUGUGCAAAUUGAGUUGCAGCCAGCUACUAUCAUUGCUACAAACGCUACUGUAACUCCAAUGGCCAGUGAUCAUUCUACAAUUCAUAGCUUAGAAUCCAUCCAUGGAGGUGCCAGUGUGCCGCUGCUGAAAUCAUCUUUCUCGGUUCCGUCUUCGCCGUUACUCUCUGGACGGGGAAGAAAGAUUUCUAGAUCAGCUUCAAUGCCUGCAUGGGGACUAUGA